Messenger RNA from Anopheles marshallii, 885 nucleotides. RefSeq names its product 2-methoxy-6-polyprenyl-1,4-benzoquinol methylase, mitochondrial (gene Coq5). The transcript has 4 exons. Lineage: Eukaryota; Metazoa; Arthropoda; Insecta; Diptera; Culicidae. The record is from RefSeq and is a predicted model, not a curated record. The coding region runs from base 1 to 885 and encodes 294 amino acids. Gene Ontology annotation, biological process: ubiquinone biosynthetic process. Gene Ontology annotation, molecular function: methyltransferase activity.
AUGUCGCUGUUACGAAGGUUUGCGCUCCAUAGCCGAAUAAGCAGGCCACAAUUGGUUCAAUAUUCUAGCAUUGUCGAGGAACUAAAAACCAAAGACAGCUUAAAGCACAACGAUUCGGACACGCACUUUGGCUUCCAAACGGUAAAAGAAAGUGAUAAAUGGAGAAAAGUACACAAAGUCUUCGAAGAGGUUGCCGCAUCGUACGAUUUGAUGAACGAUGCUAUGUCUAUGGGUGUUCAUCGAAUAUGGAAAGAUAUUUUCAUAGAACGGUUAUCACCCAUCGGAAAUGGAAUUCGGCUGCUUGAUAUGGCUGGAGGAACCGGAGACAUAUCGUUACGGUACAUGAAAUAUUUACAAAAGCUUCCAGCGAUCGAUCGAAAAUCGAGCCAUGUCACGGUUUGUGAUAUUAAUCAAAAUAUGCUCGAUGUGGGACAAAAACGUUGGGAGAAACUGAAUCUGCCAACUGCCGGCGAUACCAUUGAAUGGGUCUGUGCAGAUGCCGAGAAAUUGCCUUUCGACGAUUCAUCAUUCAGUGUUUAUACUAUUGCAUUUGGUAUCAGAAAUUGUACUCAUAUAGAUCGAGUUCUUGCUGAAGCAUAUCGUGUGCUUCAACCGGGAGGUCGUUUUAUGUGUCUUGAAUUCAGUCAUGUCAACAACGAAUAUCUGAAAUGGGCAUAUGAUCAAUAUUCUUUUCAAGUAAUACCCCCAAUGGGUCAAAUAUUAGCCAACCAAUGGCAACCAUACCAGUACUUGGUAGAGAGCAUCCGAAAGUUUCCCUUACAAAACGAAUUCAAAAAAAUGAUUGAAAACGCUGGUUUCAAAUGUGUUCAAUUCGAAAAUUUGACCUUUGGUGUAGUUGCAAUACACUCAGGUUUUAAAUUAUGA